AUGAGCUAUAGCUAUACACGCCUGGAUCAGGAGGAGGUUAUCGUGGACUUUCACGCCCUGAACUCUAUGGAGCCAGCGAAGCAUCCACAAGAAUUUGGGAUAUCUCACCGUGCCCGCAGUGGAGGCCUUAAUCUUCCCCAUCCGUCCAAAUUGAGCUCGUUAAAUCACAUUGCGACCUCAGAGAGGACCAACCUCGGAAAGAAGUCUAUGCAAAGGGCUGGUCUGGAACUCUGGAAGGAUGACGAAGGAGGUGCAACAAAGAUUGCGGCGUCUUGA
Molecule: messenger RNA, 276 nt
Organism: Fusarium venenatum
Lineage: Eukaryota; Fungi; Ascomycota; Sordariomycetes; Hypocreales; Nectriaceae
Source: RefSeq, a predicted model, not a curated record